Messenger RNA from Eurytemora carolleeae, 450 nucleotides. RefSeq lists its product as uncharacterized. Bases 44 to 388 code for a protein of 114 amino acids. Lineage: Eukaryota; Metazoa; Arthropoda; Copepoda; Calanoida; Temoridae. The transcript is spliced from 2 exons. The record is from RefSeq and is a predicted model, not a curated record.
UUUUUAUGAUUAUUAUUUCUAGCCGUAUUGUGAUCGGCUUCGGAUGGUGAUGGUUUCCAACUUGGAGAAGGUGUCAGACCUAUUUAAGGUUUGUUAUGUUGAUGCGUUUAAUGCAUCUGCCGGUUCCCCUCUGCCAAGUUUAACAAAUGGACCGUUCCUCGGUAUUUCCGAUGUCGAUGCCCAGGCGGCCAUUUUGAAUUCGUAUCCUCCAACCGGUCAGCCCGCCGCCAUCUUGAAUUCUGAAGCUUCUCCCUCCAAUUUCUCAAUUCAAAAUUCGGACCCGUCAUCAGCUGUUUCCGGGUCAAAUCACGUGACAAGCUCUGGUGAAGUUUAUCCGACAGCUGAAGUUCACAAUAAUGGAUCUUAUACAAAUAAUGGCUCCUCUUGAUAUAUGUAUUGAUCGCAAUAAUGUGAAACCAACUCAAACCAAAUAAAAUAUUGUUAAAAAAA